This is a messenger RNA of Aspergillus nomiae NRRL 13137, 1587 nucleotides long. Its product is annotated as beclin 1. Gene Ontology annotation, biological process: autophagy; cellular response to nitrogen starvation; autophagosome assembly. The transcript has 2 exons. The coding region runs from base 1 to 1587 and encodes 528 amino acids. NCBI's taxonomy places the organism in Eukaryota, Fungi, Ascomycota, Eurotiomycetes, Eurotiales, Aspergillaceae. The record is from RefSeq and is a predicted model, not a curated record. Gene Ontology annotation, cellular component: phosphatidylinositol 3-kinase complex, class III, type I; phosphatidylinositol 3-kinase complex, class III, type II; phagophore assembly site.
AUGUACUGUCAGAAAUGUCGAACUCAGUUGAAGCUGGAUGGCUCUCUGGAGUCGCUCAAUCCAGCUGCCUUCGAUCUGCUUACCAGCUCUACAGGUAAAACCCUACCGGAGCAAGGCACUGCUUCUUCCUCCAGAAAUUCGUUUCCUCAAGAAAGGCGAGACCUGUACGACCGUGUGUCCAAGAACGUUGCGUCUCCAGUUUAUCGAAGAUCCAUUCCUGCACCGCGCCAAGCUGGCAGUAAUCAGAACAAUCCACCUAGGCUAGGACGAGGGGACAGUGGGAACAUGUCCUUCGUUAUGCUUACGGAGUCUCAAGUCGGACCACCGCAUGCGGCAAUUGGUGUUAAUGGCGACAGUACCCCGAAAGGCAAACGACCCCUCAGUACUCAAAAUGUUGAUCGUGAAAUAGACGACGGAUCAUUCGCGGACCAAGUCGAGCGAACGAGCCGCCUCUUUGAAAUCAUCUCCUCUCGCUCUGACAUUGACCAUCCAAUCUGCACUGAAUGCACGGAAAUGCUUGUGAACGGACUCCAGAAACGACUGGUAGAUGCCACGAAGGAGCGAGAUGCUUAUAUUUCAUUCUUACGGAAUCUCAAUUCAUCUGUACCAACGGCCGAGGAGCUUGAAGCGGCUGAAAAGUCCCUGAAGGAAAUGUUAGAGGCAGAGGAGGCAGCGUUCGCAGAGCUUGUAGCACUGGAAGAGGAGAAAGCAGCCUUGGAUGAAGAGAUAGCUGACCUUGAAGAGGAGGCUCGUCAAUUAGACCUCGAAGAGGAAAGGUUUUGGCGUGACCGCAACACAUUUUCUCUAACAUUGGCCGAUUUCCAAAAUGAGCGGGAUGCUCUUAACAUGAGAUACGACCAUGACUCUCGGCAGCUUGAAAGGCUUCAAAGGACUAAUGUUUAUAACGAUGCUUUCUGCAUUGGUCAUGAUGGGUACUUUGGAACUAUAAACGGCUUGCGACUUGGGCGCCUUACAAACCCAUCCGUAGACUGGCCGGAGAUUAACGCAGCUUGGGGUCAGACAGCCUUAUUGCUGGCCACCAUUGCGGAUAAAUUGGGCUUUGAAUUUCAAGGGUACCAACUCAGGCCAAUGGGGUCGAUGUCCAGAAUUGAGAAACUAGAAUAUCCACGGGGAUCACCAGCACAGUCCACCAUCGGUGGGGGGAGCGCGACUCCGUCGGCGCCGCCUAAGAUUACCACCCUGGACUUGUUCUCCUCUGGUGACCUGCCACUCAACCUUCCUUGGCUUCAUCGCCGGUUUGAUGCAGGAAUGGUGGCCUUCCUGGAGUGCCUACGUCAGCUUGGGGACUUUGUGGAGAACACGCCAGCUCCGAUGCCAUCGAAUCGCCGAGGUCAUGCCGGAAUGACCGCUCCGGGCUUGAAGCUUCCAUAUGCUAUCAAACGAGAUAAAAUCGGAGAUGCGAGUAUCAAACUGGGCUUUCACAAUAAUGACGAGACCUGGACUCGUGCUUGCAAAUACACACUGACCUGUUGCAAGUUCUUGUUAGCCCAUGCAAGCAAUGUUGCCAGCGCUGGCUCCAAUAAUUCUGCUAACAUUGCAGCCGCAGUUGGUCCCGCAAACAAAUAA